Saccostrea echinata is the source of this 1594-nucleotide messenger RNA. RefSeq lists its product as uncharacterized. The record is from RefSeq and is a predicted model, not a curated record. Lineage: Eukaryota; Metazoa; Mollusca; Bivalvia; Ostreida; Ostreidae. The transcript has 2 exons. Bases 14 to 1567 code for a protein of 517 amino acids.
GGUCUUUUUCAAGAUGAGGGGAGUAGUAGCUUUGAUGAGCACAAUAUGCUUUGCUACCUACACAUUCGGAUAUUCCCUUCGGAGGUCUUCAUUUGAUCCAAAUGCAUUAUUUCAACAACAAGCUCAGAUUGCAGCUUCGUCCAUUAAAGGAACAGGAAAUGUUGGGUCCCCUAGCGGUGGAUCUUCAGGCUCUCAAUCUGGGGCUUCGUCAGGUGCUUCAUCAUCAUUUGAUCCAAACUCUCUGAAUAAUCAAAUGAUGCAGAGUGCCAAUAAUGGUCCGCCGAAUACUGGCAGUUCUUCUGGAGCCACUUCGUCGUUUGAUCCAAAUUCACUCAAUAAUCAGAUGAUGCAAAGUGGUGGUUCAUCAUCUGGGGGAUUCGAUCCAAAUGCUUUAAAUAACCAAAUGAUGCAGCAAAAUUCUCAAAGCAGCACUGGAGGUAGCGGUGGAACAUCAUCAUUUAAUCCCAGUGCCGUUAAUAAACCAAUAUCACAAUCUCAAAGUGCCGGUAGUUCAAGUGGUGGAUCCAGUAGUUCUAGUCAAAUGAGUGGAGGUUCGUCUGGGUCUUCAUCGUUCAAUCCAAACACACUGAAUCAACAAAUGUCUCAGUCACAAAGUGGUGGAGGUUCAAGUAACUCGCCUCAAGCAAGUGGGGGCUCUGGUGGUUCCUCCGCUGGUACUUCCUCAUUUAACCCUAACGCAAUGAAUCAACAGAUGUCACAAUCCCAAAGCGCAGGGAGUUCAAGUGGAGGAUCCAGUCAAAUGGGUGGCGGAUCUAGUCAAAUGAGUGGAGGAUCAUCUAGCAUGUCAGGUGGUUUUGAUCCUACUUCCAUGAACAAUCAGAUGCUGCAGAACAAUAUAAAACAGAUGGCUUCUGGCCAACAGGUAAACGCCAACAUGAUGAACAGUGGUUCCUCGGGAGGAAGUGGGGGCAGUUCAAGCAUGUCCAGUAUGGGUGGUAGUGGUGGAUCUAGUGGCAGUGGAAGUGGAAGUUUCGACCCAAAUUCCCUAAAUAAACCAGAAAAUAAUAAAAUCGACCCAAGCAUGUUUAUGUCCAAUAUGGGCGGAUCAGCUGGUAGUAGCUCAGGCGGUAGCUCAAGCAGUGGAUCCAGCCAAAUGAUGAGUGGUGGAAGCUCUAGCGGAGGUGCAAGUGGUGGAUCCAGCCAAAUGAUGUCACCAUCAAACAUGAUGGGUGGUGGAAGUUCAAGCGGCGGAAGUUCAAGCGGAGGAUCAAGUCAAAUGAUGUCACCAUCAAACAUGAUGGGUGGUGGUAGUUCAAGCAGCGGAAGUUCAAGUGGAGGAUCAAGUCAAAUGAUGUCACCACCCAACAUGAUGGGUGGUGGAGGUUCAAGUGGCGGAAGUUCAAGCGGAGGAUCAAGUCAAAUGAUGUCACCAUCCAACAUGAUGGGUGGUGGAAGUUCCGGUAGCAGUUCUAGUGGUGGGUCAAGUUCCAGUAGUGGAGGAAGCAUGCCUAACUUUAACCCGAAUCAGCUGAUACAGAAUAUGAUGGGUGGAAUGAAUCUCAUGAAUCCCAGUCAGUUUAUUGGCAGGAAAAGAUUUGUCCAUUAGAUAUACAGUUCAAUAAUAAAAAGGAAA